This is a messenger RNA of Dromiciops gliroides (monito del monte), 1122 nucleotides long. RefSeq names its product STING1 ER exit protein 1 (gene STEEP1). The record is from RefSeq and is a predicted model, not a curated record. The transcript has 7 exons. NCBI's taxonomy places the organism in Eukaryota, Metazoa, Chordata, Mammalia, Microbiotheria, Microbiotheriidae. The coding region runs from base 67 to 735 and encodes 222 amino acids.
CACAGGCCUUCCGGCGCUCGGAAGAGCAGUGGAGGCUUAGGCUUGAGCGACGCUAAUACUAAAGAGAUGCCGAAAGUGGUCUCCCGCUCCGUGGUGUGCUCGGACACCCGGGACCGAGAGGAAUAUGACGACGGCGAGAAGCCUCUCCACGUCUACUACUGUCUGUGCGGCCAGAUGGUGCUAGUCCUGGAUUGCCAGUUAGAGAAAUUACCCAUGAGGCCCCGGGACCGAGCCCGGGUGAUUGAUGCAGCCAAACAUGCUCACAAGUUCUGUAACACAGAAGAAGAGGAGAGUGUCCAUCUCCGGAGGCCUGAAGGCAUAGAACGGCAAUUCAGGAAGAAGUGUGGAAAGUGUGGCUUGCUAUUAUUUUACCAGCACCAGCCGAAAAAUGCUCCAGUGACCUUUAUCGUGGAUGGAGCAGUUGUCAAGUUUGGGCAGGGUUUUGGAAAAACCAACAUAUACAGUCAAAAACAAGAGCCUCCUAAGAAGGUAAUGAUGACUAAGCGUACCAAGGACAUGGGCAAAUUCAGCUCGGUCACCGUCUCCACCAUUGAUGAAGAAGAGGAAGAGAUUGAAGCUAGAGAAAUUGCUGACUCAUAUGCGCAGAAUGCCAAAGUGAUUGAAAAACAGUUGGAGCGGAAGGGCAUGAGCAAGAGACGGCUUCAGGAGCUGGCUGAGCUAGAAGCAAAGAAAGCCAAAAUGAAAGGGACCUUGAUUGACAACCAGUUCAAAUGACAGAGAACCUUGCUUGGGGCCAGUGGCAAACUUCCUUGAGAUGGGCGCGCUGGUCACCACCACAACACUCAACAGCAACGGAUCCUGUUUUCUACAAUCUAAAGAGUUCUCCUUGCCUUCCUGCCUAUGCAUUCAUAGGCUAACAGCACUAACCCUAACGUAGAGAAAGAUUCCUAACAUCUUGCUCUGCUUGUUUUUUCUAGACUCUUGUGUGUGUGUGUGUGUGUGUUUUUGUUUGUUUGUUUUUGUCCAGUGGGUGUUUUACUUACAUUUUUUCUGCUGAAGUUAUGGGAACAGAGAACAAUGUCUGAAUUCCUUUGUCUUUGAACAUAGUUGUUUUUACUUUCUUCCUUUGAACUUAGUACAAAAUAAAAGCCUUUGGAAAAA